Molecule: messenger RNA, 2859 nt
Organism: Paramecium sonneborni
Lineage: Eukaryota; Ciliophora; Oligohymenophorea; Peniculida; Parameciidae
Source: the annotation of a GenBank genome assembly
AUGGAAAAAGAAUUGGCUCAUAAAUUAGAUGUUAUACUUCAAAAAUUAAGUGAUGAUGUUCUAAAGAUAGAAUAAGACAAGUUAUAACAUGUAUUUCAUUCAGUGCAUACAAUAUCUUGGAUUGUAAUUUAAUCUAUUGUACCUUACAUCAGAGAAGAAUUUAGAGGUUAAACAAUAAAAGUUUUUUAAUUGAUAACUCAAUUAAUCAAAUGUUUAAAAGACAAUGAUUUUGAUGAAGUAACUAGAAAACUCUUUUAAUAAAGAGCUCAAAGAAGAAGAUCAUUAAGAUUAAUAAAUUGUUCUUUAUGUGAUCAUUAUCGUAAAUUGCCAUAAAUUUAGGAUACUAAAUAAGCAUACUAUAAAAAAUAUUUAGAAUAAUUAAAGAGAGAUGGACAUGAUUUGAAUUAGAAAAUGGAACAUAUAGUAUUAGAAAGAAAAAUAAGAAAAUUAUCAGAUGAUAAUGAAUAAUUUGUAUAUAAAACAUCAAAAGCAAGUUAAGUUGAUUUAGAUGAAUUAUUAAAUAAUAUAAAUGUGAAUGGAAAUGAUAAUUAAUCAUUAAAUAAGAUUGAAAAAUUUGAUGCAGAAAUCCAAACUGAAACUGCAUAAUAAAAAUUGUCACUUUAAGCAAUUUCUGAAUUAAGAAACCAUUUUGUAAAUUAUUUUUAUUUACAUUCUCAAUAUGAUAAUGUAAAGUAAAUAAUUGAAGAGGGAAUUAAGGCAUGUUAGAAAUAAUCUGAAAUAUUUUAGGAUGUUAAUUAAGAUACGCCAGCAUUAAAAGUGAAAUAUUUUGCAUAACAAUCUUUAUAAUAUGUAACCUAAGUGUUAGAAUAGAAAAUAACUUAAAUAGAAGUAACAAAAGAUUUUAAAUCAAAAGAUUUAAAAGAGAAUCUUCCUCCUUUAAGCGAUAUAAUAAAGUAAGUAGAAUUAUAGGAACAUAAGAGAAAAGCAAUAGAAGCAGGAAUUAUAGAAUAUGAUCCAGAAUUUGAUCCAGAAUUAUUAUAAAAUAAGAGAAUAGAAUUUAGAGUAAAAGAGAUUAAUGGUUAAUAAGUAAUAGAAGAAGUAGUAGUAGAUGUAGAAAGUGGAGAGAUAGUGAAAAGUAGAGCAAGAUAAAGUGAUCCUCAAUAAGAAAUAAUGUUAGAAUAAGAAGAGUUGAUUAAAUAAAUAAAAUCAAAAGAAUAAACAUUAGAUGAAAAUGAAUGGAUUGUAGCUAAGUAUGGAAAUUAGAAAGUAAAGAUUGUUUAAAAAUCAGAUGAUGUUACUUAAUAUGAAGUUAAUACUGCAUAAGUAAAAAAGAUUGUUAGAGUAAAAUCUGUUGAAGGUAAUAAAUAAUUAGAAGAAGAGUGGAUAGCUUAAUAGGCAGAUGGAAAACAUUAAUAUAAAGUUUAUUAAUAGAAUGGAUAAUUGUUAUAUGAAGAUAAGGGAGAAAAGGGAGGAAUCAGAUUAUCAGCUAAAAGAUUAGAUCAUAAAGAAUCAAUUAUAGAAGAAAGAACUAAUGAAAAUGGAAGUGUUAUGAGAAUAUUAGAAAAAUAAAAAUAUGGUUAAGAUACAUUAAAAAUUAUUAAAAGAAAUAGUUAACAUGAAAUUGUAGAAUCUAUUACAAAAUAAGUAUUAAAGGAUGAUAAUGGAGAUAUGUAUUAACAUGAAGAAGAAGUUAAAUAAGGAGGACUUAAAAUUAUGAGGAAAAUAUAUAUAAAUGGAGAUGAUUAAACUAAAAAAAUUGAUGAAAUUACUAUCCAUCCUAAUGGAAGAAGAUCUAGUAUUGUUAUGAAAUAGUAUAAAGAUAAAACAGAAGCUGUAUUUAAUGAUGAAUUUGGAGAUGAAAUAUAAGUUACCAAAUAUACUUAUAUUAAUGAAAAAGGUUUAUAAGUAGAAUGUUAAAGAAAAAUGAAUAUGAGAACUAAAGAAGUUUAAAUGUAAAAGACUUUUAAAAAUGAAGAUGGAAAAUAAACUAUUGAAACUACUAUCACCUAAGAUGGAUUAGAAAUUGGAAAAUAAAUUAUUAUAUAAUUAGGACCUAAUGAAAGAAUUGAAAGAAUUACUAAAAAUGGUAAAACUACUGAAUAAAAAGUUAUUAUUGAUGAAAAUGGUUAAGAAUCUAUUCAUAUGGUUGAUCAUGAAAAUAAUAUGAAAAUUUAAACUACUAAUUUUACUAAAAAUUCUGUUGAAUAUUAAUAAUAAACAAUUAAUCUAUCUAAUGGAGCUAAAAGACAUAUUCAUUAGAGAUCUUAUUUUGAUGAUAAUAAUGAAAAAAUUGUAGAAGAAGAUCGAGUUGAUGAAUUUGGUUAAAGAAUUUUAAUCAAAAAAAGAAUUAAUGCACUUGGAGAAGAAAUUAUUUAAGAAUUUGAAGUUAUUGAAAAUGAUGGAUUUAAUCCUGAAUUAAAAUAAAUUCGAUAAUCAUAAAAAAGAUUACCUAAACCAGAUCUAUAAUCUGUAAUUGUUAUUGAUAUUGGUAUUCAAACGGAAGGUUAAAUACCAUUAUUCACUUAAACACAAGAAUAAUUCUAAUAAAAAAAAUAAAAUACUUAAAUUAUUAUUGAUAAACCUGAUUAUAAUGAAUUAGACAAAGAAGCAUUUAAAAAACUUUAAUAAGGAAAAGCCAAAAAUGAUCCAUAAUUUUAAGAAGCUGUUAAUCAAAUCAAAAAAUUCUUUAAUAAAGCAGAUAGUGAUGAAUUAAAAUAAGAAGAAUUUAAUGAAUACUUAUCUAAAUUGAGAUAAAAUCAUUAAAGAUAAUGUGGUGAAUAAUGCUCUCAUUUAUUAAGAUUUUAUGCUAAAUUAGGUUUCUUGAUUCAAAAAUCAGCUUUGAAUAGAUAAGUUUAUAAAUUACAAAAAGUCCAAUUAUAAGCUAAAGAAUCACUUUGA